Messenger RNA from Humulus lupulus (European hop), 1350 nucleotides. Its product is annotated as SUMO-activating enzyme subunit 1B-1-like. Lineage: Eukaryota; Viridiplantae; Streptophyta; Magnoliopsida; Rosales; Cannabaceae. The record is from RefSeq and is a predicted model, not a curated record. Bases 34 to 1092 code for a protein of 352 amino acids. Gene Ontology annotation, molecular function: SUMO activating enzyme activity. Gene Ontology annotation, cellular component: cytoplasm; SUMO activating enzyme complex. The transcript is spliced from 11 exons. Gene Ontology annotation, biological process: protein sumoylation.
UUGAAGUCCCUGGACUUUAUUUAAAUUAUGUAAAUGGCCUAUAUUUAUUCGAUAAACCCACAACUUUGCGAAUUUACAAAUCAUUACCGCUUUUUCUUCAGCUGCCAAUUGACGUUGAAAAUGGACGGCGAGGAGUUGACUGAGCAAGAGACUGCACUGUAUGAUCGCCAAAUUAGGGUUUGGGGCGCUGAUGCUCAGAGAAGAUUGAGUAAAGCUCAUAUUUUGGUUUCUGGAAUGAAAGGAGUUGCUGCUGAGUUUUGCAAGAAUAUUGUACUAGCGGGUGUUGGUAGCUUGACCUUGGUGGAUGAUCGAGUAGUAACUGAAGAGGCUCUUGAUGCUAACUUUUUGAUACCUCCUGAUGAUAAUGUGUUUAGUGGUAAAACUUUAGCUGAGCUGUGUUGUGAUUCUUUGAAAGAUUUUAACCCAAUGGUUCGGGUUUCUGUCGAAAAAGGUGAUUUGUCGAGCUUUGGUGUGGAUUUCUAUAGUAAGUUUGAUGUUGUGGUUGUCUGCUGUAGUUCGCUUUCAACAAAAAAAUUGAUCAAUGACAAGUGCCGAAAGUUAUCAAAGCGCGUAGCAUUCUAUACUGUUGAUUGUAAGGACUCUUGUGGUGAAAUUUUUGUUGAUCUCCUACUCCAUAGAUAUUCAAAGAAAAAACUUGAGGAAACUGUUGACUGCGAAUUGAAGUAUCCUAGUUUUAAGGAAGCAAUUUCAGUUCCUUGGAAAACACUUCCAAGGAAAGUGUCGAAGGUCUUUUUUGCCAUGAGAGUAUUAGAAAGGUUUGAAGAGGCUGAGGGACGAAAGCCUGGGGAAGUCUCAAAUGAUGAUCUUCCUGGUGUAAAGAAGCUGAAAAAGGAGCUCUGUGAGUCACAGUCUUUGAAUGAAUCUCAUAUUCCUGAUGCACUCCUAGAAAGAUUGGUGACCAAUGGAAGAGAAUUCCCUCCAGUUUGUGCCAUUGUAGGGGGAAUUCUUGGGCAGGAGGUCAUUAAGGCUAUAUCUGGCAAAGGAGAUCCCAUGAAGAACUUCUUCUUCUUCGAUGCUAUGGAUGGAAAGGGGAUAAUAGAGGACAUAUCAAGCUCGGAAACUGGAAACUGAGAAUAGCUUAACAGAACUAAGAUAGUUGCAGCUGCCAUCAUUUUGAGAAUUGAGUAUUAUUUUUGACAAAUUUGUAGAAGAAUCCGACUUCUCUUGAAUGACUGUUGGUUUAGUAUUCUGUCCUUAAGCAUAAGUUUGUGUUUGUAUAUCUAGCAAAAACAUUUAAGUACACACAAUCUUAAAGAUCAUUAUCAUAUGGUUUGUAGACAGAUAUGGACUAUUAUUGUCCAUUAUUGGGUAUUCCACUUUCUCUUCUCA